This is a messenger RNA of Leptopilina heterotoma, 1031 nucleotides long. RefSeq names its product venom acid phosphatase Acph-1-like. Lineage: Eukaryota; Metazoa; Arthropoda; Insecta; Hymenoptera; Figitidae. The transcript is spliced from 5 exons. The record is from RefSeq and is a predicted model, not a curated record. Gene Ontology annotation, molecular function: phosphatase activity. The coding region runs from base 249 to 1031 and encodes 260 amino acids. Gene Ontology annotation, biological process: dephosphorylation.
CGACCUUCGAUAAUGUUUUUGUAUUUGUCGCCAUAGUAGGGGUGACGUAAAUUAAUUCUCGUUCCUUUUUUUAUCUCUUUUUGCAACUGUCACUUAAAAAAUAAAUAAUCUGAAUCUGUUAACACAAAAUUGUAUAGUAAAAAAUUGUUAUAAAAAGAAAUUUCCAACGAAAUUUAUAUGACGAUUUCCUGGGCAGUAAUUAUUUACCAAAAGAUGUUGAAUUAAGCUCGAAUCUAGAUCGAACAAAAAUGAGUUUGCAGCUUGUUUUAACGAGUCUCUAUCCUCCCGAUUCAUAUCAAAAUUGGAAUGAAAAAUUAAAUUGGCAACCAAUUCCUAUAAACUACAAAACUAUUGAGGAUGACUAUUUAUUUCAACCAACGCUUCACUGUAAAUUACUUAGAGACGAAUAUUAUAAGGAAUGGAAUAGCACCGAAUUAAGAGAAACAAAAUUAGAUUUUCAUGAAUUGGGACAAAAUUUAAGUUAUCUGACCGGAUACCCUCUAGAUCAUCCUGAUAAACUUUCGGGUCUUUAUGCCGAUCUUGACAGCUUGGAAACAAUUGGAUUUCAUUUUCCGAAUUGGGUUGAUUACUAUUUUCCAACUGGACCACUCUUAAAUGUUGUUGAAACAACUUUAAAAGUUAUUAAUAACAAUAAUUUAUUGAAACGACUUAAUGGAGGAAAAUUUUUACGACAAUUUUUGGAAAAUAUUUCUGCUGUAACUAAAAGUUCUCCUAAAGUUGAGAGUAAUCCAAAAUUGUAUUUAUACAGUGGACACGAUCUUAAUGUUGUGGCUUUUCUCCUUGCUUUGAACAGUACUGAAUCGCUUUUAACAAGAUUUACAAGUACAAUAAUAAUGGAAUUAUUAUUGAUUGACAAUAACUAUUACGUAAAGAUAUUGUAUUACUUGGGAAUUCCACCAGUUACAAAAGAAUUGAAGAUUUUUAACUGUGAAAAUCCUUGUCCAUUGGAAGAAUUUCAAAAUCUUGUUAAGCAUUUACUUCCAUCAGAUGAAGAGUUUUUUUGUUCUUAA